Molecule: messenger RNA, 819 nt
Organism: Moneuplotes crassus
Lineage: Eukaryota; Ciliophora; Spirotrichea; Euplotida; Euplotidae
Source: the annotation of a GenBank genome assembly
GAAGUUAACACACAAAAUUUCUGUAUAAACUGAAGGUAUUCUUUGCCUUGACAAAGCCCUCAUGGGAGUGAUCCAAGUAGAUCCGAAGGAGAUGCUAGUUGAAGGAAUUAGGAAAGAACUAGUCAACAAUGUUUCAAGGUUCCUUCACUCUGUCUUUAUCUUCAGCACCAAAGGUGAUAAUAAUGAACUUCAGAAUAAGCUAAGCAAACUUACUGCAAAAUUUAAAGAUCUCAAGAAAUCAUUCGAAUAUAUCCAAGAUUUUCUCAACAUCCAUGCUGAGCAAAUUUGGAGAGAAGAAGUCUCUAGAAUUUUCAGAUAUAGUCUUGACAAAGAAGGAAUGAAUGUAAUCACCAAGAAGAUGGAAGUGAACAGCCUUGAUAUGGGUAUUCUAAUCCCUCGAUAUCCAACUCCAGAGAAUGAUAAAAGCCCUAGUUUCCUUGGAAGAAUGAUGAACCAGCUUGCUAGUAUCUUAUCACCAGAUAAGGUGCUCUAUCUUGACCAAGUCAGUAACUUCUACUCAACAGAGACUGGCAGACAAGUGUUUGGGCUCAGAAAUGUAGUAGCAUUAGAAAAAGAUCUAGGAAUAAUCUAUAUUCAGAGCCUUGAUCAAAUGCUCAGCUACAGAAUAGUCAAUGAUGUCAAAGUAUUCAUCAGAGAGUACGGCCGAAUGAUCGGUGGAGGAAGAAUCAAGAAACAGGAUAGUGUAAAAUCUGGAACUAGAGUUGAAAAUCUUAAGCAUACUUUAAAGACAUUUGAAAGAGGAAUUCCUGACUUCUAACUGCUACAGAAGCCCAAUAUAAAGAAUAUUCCCUUCUCAUG